AUGUCAGAGAAGGACUCGCACCUCUACGGCGGCAAACGACAACGAAACCUCGCCGGCGGCAAAGAAAUCUCAUCCUCAACAACUCUGUCUUUCACCUCACAAUUAAGCUCCCUGAUCAACUCCUCCAACACAACCAGCACCUCCUCUAAGCCCCCAUCCAGCCGCUCGAAAUCUCGAAAAGAGGAUAUAUUCGCUACGCAUAACCGUAACACCGCCAAGCGCGCUAAACGCGACCUCGAACCCGACGAUGCAGGCACGUUCGAGCAGAAACACACCACGAAUGGCGAGGCGCUGGAUAGAGGAUUGUGGGAGAGGAGUAAGCGGAAGAUGGAGGAGAAGGCGAGGUUGUAUGCUGCGAUGAAGAGGGGGGACGUUGAAGACGCGGAUGAGCGGUAUGCGGUGGAUUUUGACGCGAAGUGGGCGGAGAGGAGGGCGGAGGGGAAAGAGGACGACUCGGAUGAGGAUGACGAUAAUGAGGAUGGAGAGGCCGAGCAGAUUGAGUAUGUGGAUGAGUUUGGGCGGACGAGAACGGGUACACGGCUGGAUAUUCUGCGGGCGAAACAGCAGCAGUCGUUGCGAGAGGAGGGAGAUCCCUACACGGCGCGACCUGCUGCGCCUGCGAAUGUGAUCUACGGGGAUACGAUCCAGCACGAGGCAUUCGAUCCCGACGAGCCACGGGCCGCGCAAAUGGAAGAACUCGCCAAGAAACGAGAUAAGAGCCUAACACCGCCACCCGAAGAGCAUUUCGACAGCCACAAGGAAGUCCGCACGAAAGGCACGGGCUUCUUUCAGUUCUCUGGCGAUACCGGGGAGCGGAAGCAGCAGAUGGAGAAUCUGGAGAGGGACCGCGCAGAGACUGAGAAGAGGAGAAAGGAGAGGGAAAGCAAGAUGAGUGAGCGGAAGGCGCAGAUUGAGGCGAGGAGAGAUGAGAUUUGGAGGAAGAGUGCGAAGAGGAAGGCGGAUGAGUUUUUGGCGGAGCUGGGGGCGCAGAUGAGUGCGAAGGAGAGCGAGGAGAAGGGGGGAGGUGGGACGGAGAUGACGGAUCGCAUAGAGGCUGCUAUACGGCGGGAGGAAGAUGAGACAUGA
Zasmidium cellare ATCC 36951 is the source of this 1086-nucleotide messenger RNA. RefSeq lists its product as uncharacterized. Gene Ontology annotation, cellular component: nucleus. Bases 1 to 1086 code for a protein of 361 amino acids. The transcript has a single exon. Lineage: Eukaryota; Fungi; Ascomycota; Dothideomycetes; Mycosphaerellales; Mycosphaerellaceae. The record is from RefSeq and is a predicted model, not a curated record.